Messenger RNA from Sinocyclocheilus grahami, 2181 nucleotides. Its product is annotated as ADP-ribosylation factor 6. Gene Ontology annotation, molecular function: GTPase activity; GTP binding. The record is from RefSeq and is a predicted model, not a curated record. The transcript has 2 exons. Lineage: Eukaryota; Metazoa; Chordata; Actinopteri; Cypriniformes; Cyprinidae. Bases 692 to 1219 code for a protein of 175 amino acids.
GCUCGUUCGCGUUGACGUAGUCAGUUUCACACUGAACUCGGCUGGUUUUAGGAGUGAACGCCGGGGUUGAGACUGCUAGAGAAUGGUGGGCCUCCGCAGGGGCACGUGAGACACACUUCGAAUUCGGGACGGUUGAAAUCGACGCGGCUCCGCUUCAGACGGUCCAGAUGACAGACCCACCGGCCGGCCAAAUGAACGCUUUUCCGCCGAGGCUCUGAACGACUUCAGCUGCUAUCCGGUUACAUUUUGGGGGAAGGACGUGAAACAGCCCCCGAGACGGACAUUCACACGCCAAGCGGAAGUCUCGAAAGAGAGCCAGAGACACAGGAAAAGCACCGAAAAAUCGCUGCUUUUGUCGCGUUUCUGUGGAUUAUUGUUGCGGGUGGCGUUUUUCAAACUGGUACCACCCUACAACCGAAGCAAAAACCCUGAAAAUCCAGCUUUGACCUUUUCAGUUCUACUGAAAGUUUUCAGUACUGUCUUUAAUCAGCAACCCAGUGGCCUGCAUUGGCUGAACUGCUUAUUCACUGUGACUUUAAGCCCAGCUUCGUGAUAAAGUUAUAUGCACGUGUUCUGUUUACUUCCAAAUUUGACAUCCCAAAGAGGAAGUCUUAAAGAGAAAGCCCUUGUAUUUCACUUUUCAAACUUUUUCUUUUUGGAGGGUAGUAGCCAUUUAUGAACAGUAUACAAGAUGGGGAAGAUGCUGUCAAAGAUAUUUGGUAACAAAGAGAUGAGAAUAUUGAUGCUCGGACUGGAUGCCGCAGGAAAAACCACCAUCCUUUAUAAGUUGAAACUCGGCCAGUCUGUGACCACCAUCCCAACUGUCGGUUUCAACGUGGAAACGGUCACCUACAAAAACGUCAAGUUCAACGUGUGGGACGUGGGUGGACAAGAUAAGAUCCGUCCCCUCUGGCGACACUAUUACACAGGCACGCAGGGGUUAAUUUUUGUGGUGGAUUGUGCUGAUAGAGAUCGCAUCGACGAAGCCAGGCAAGAACUCCACCGUAUCAUCAACGACCGCGAGAUGCGGGACGCCAUCAUUUUGAUUUUCGCCAACAAGCAAGACCUGCCGGACGCCAUGAAGCCACACGAGAUCCAGGAGAAGCUGGGACUGACGCGCAUCCGGGAUAGGAAUUGGUACGUGCAGCCGUCGUGCGCGACCACCGGUGACGGACUGUACGAAGGCUUAACUUGGUUAACAUCUAACUACAAGUCUUAAUGACACUGGCACUGACUGUUUAGGACAAAUGAACUCAACAUGGGGAAAAUCACACUCUCCACCGAAUAUUCGUGCUGUUUUGAUUUAGAGUUAACAUUUCUUUUUGGUUCGUUUUCAAACGGCCCUCUUUGAAACAACGUAAUGGGUUUGGCUUGCUUUUAGUUUCCUGUCUACUGUGACGUACCCGUGUCACACACCUUGGACUAUUGCUUAACAUGAUAAAGCAUUCCUGAAUGAAGAUUCUCUAUUUUUUUUUUUGUUCUUCUUUGAUUGUAGGUUUUCUACAGUUUGUCUCCCGCAAACAGUCCAAUAGUGUGUUAAAGGCAUUUUAUACCGAGAUGUAUCCAAACUGUCCAGGCAUCCACUGUAGCAAAGCACAGUUUUGCUGAGGAGGUUGUAGCAUACUAAUUGUAGGUAGCUAUGUGGUGUAACAGGUUUUGAACCGUGCCAUAGUUAUGAUAUCACUGACAUCCAAUGAUAAUCAACAUGUAAAUGAGUCCAUGGAACAUUUUAUGCAAAAGUCUAAUCGUGGAAGGCGGGCUUACCACAGACAUAACUUAUAUUCACACAGCAUAAUUGAACUGAGUGAUGUCUUGUGCUCUCGAAAGCUUGGAAAACCACAGAAAGGUUUUUGUCUGCAUUGCAAUGUAGCCCAAAACGAGUUCAACGUUAAAGAGAGUUAAUUUUGAAACCUCGAGGGAUGCCUUUUGUAGCCCUUUUACCAUUUAGGCUAACUACAUUGACCAGAUUGUCUUUGACUUACACACAUGUGUCUCUAAAAUGUGGGAUUGUUACGUUCUUGCAUUUCAAGUGUAGUGCUUGCGGUAGAGUGGACUGAGUUUGUCAUUUUGGAGGGAAAUGUUUCGUUCUAUUCAUUUCCUCUCUUUGCUUUAAUCAUUUUGAGAAACCUGUAUAGAAACAGCUAUGUAAUUGUAACUUCAAAUUAAACUUAGUCAUUUUAA